AUGAACUCAAUAAGCAAACAGCUUACUGCCGCCUGGGUCCUGGGCCUUGUGCCACUGGUUCUUGCCCACGACGCUCACCAAGACGACGUCGCGGGAAGGAACAUGGACAUGUCCCACGCCACCAAUGAACCCAAGCCUGAUCCCAAUAGCUAUCCGCCCACAUAUUUUGGGCUCGCAGAUCAUGCGGGCAUAAUGUACGCGCACAUUGGCGCCAUGGUGUUCGCCUGGGUCCUUGUGCUGCCAGUUGCUGUCAUGCUCUCAAUUGCACGUUCGAGGUAUACACUUGCGCUCCAGUUCAUAUUCCUCGCCGUGAAUGCGCUUGGCGUGCUCCUGGGAACAAUCUACAACACUAAUACUCCUGAUCUCUACCCCAAUAACGCGCACCACAAGUUAGGCUGGCUUGUGACCUUUGUUGUGUCGGCGCAGGUCCUGGUCGGCCUCCUGGGAAGAGUUGCCAGCGCAUUGAGCAGGGAGGAGCGCCAGACGUCCGACGAGGACGACUAUCAGUACUUCAUCCCCGUAUCUACCACCGCCAUGGCCGAACAUCACCGCGUCAAUAGCCCUCGGUUCGCCAGCGAGUGCCGCCUCUCUAACGACAGUGGCCAGGGUACUGAGCCUUGUACCGAAUCGCUCCGGAGCCAUUCCCGUUCCUCGUCUUCCAGCCAAAUGUCCCCGCGUAUUUCGGAUGAUCACCAAAAAGAGUACGUCGAGGAUGAUGAUGAUCACGAAGACAGUCUUUCCAUGCUCUCGCCGAGAAGCAAUAACGAGAAGAAGGUGAACUCGGUCCUUGCCAAGAUCGCGGGCAAGGUUUCGUCGCGUGUAUGGAGAGGUAUGAUGUUUGUCUACAGCUUUGUCGAUAGGAUCAUUCUGCCCCUGGGGUCCGUCCUUCUGUGCCUCGGCAUUGUGACGUACGGGCGUUUUUUCGAGGGCAACGGCAUCUUUAGCGGCCUGGCGCAUUGGAUCAAGGGCGGCAUCUUCUUCUGGCUUGGCUUGUUGACUCUCGGCCGAUGGACAGGUAGUUUCGGCGAAGUAGGAUGGGCGUGGAAUGUUCGGCCGAAGCGCGCCGACGGCAAAUGGCGACCCUCGGCUGAGUUUGUCGAGAGUGCCCUCAUCUUCGUCUACGGCUCGACCAACAUCUUUCUGGAGCACCUCGGGAACUGGGGGGGAGAAUAUAGCGCGCAGGACCUGGAGCACAUCUCUAUCACUGUGCUGUUCAUUGGCGGUGGAUUGGUCGGUAUGCUCAUUGAGUCGAGCCGCAUCCGAGAUUUCCUCAACACAACCGUCAUCAACGCCGCUGCGAUCACACCCGAGCGAACCUACGACGAGGAAGAACGAGAGACGCUCCAGCCGCCAAAGCAGUACGAGUUCUCCAUCAACCCCAUCCCGGCGCUAGUUAUCCUUCUCUUGGGAAUUAUGAUGAGCUCGCAUACGCAGCAUUCGAUGGUUUCGAGCAUGGUCCACAAGCAAUGGGGCAACCUCUUGACGGGUGCUUCCUUCUCGCGCGGCUUGACCUAUGUCAUCAUGUACCUGAAGCCUCCCCAGUCGGUGCUGCCCUCCCGACCCCCCACUGAGCUCCUCGCUGCUUUCGGGCUAAUAUCCGGAGGCAUCAUCUUCAUGGCCAGUGCCAGCGACACCAUUGAGGGCAUGGAGCACUACAACCUGGAUGCCAUGUUCAUGUACACGGUGACCAUGGGUCUCGUGGGACUUUUGAUGGCUUGGGAGAUCAUCGUCCUGGCCAUCAAGGGCUGGGCGGUGCGCAAAGAGACUGGACGGUUGUCGUACCCGCGUGUCUGA
Molecule: messenger RNA, 1794 nt
Organism: Colletotrichum graminicola M1.001
Lineage: Eukaryota; Fungi; Ascomycota; Sordariomycetes; Glomerellales; Glomerellaceae
Exons: 6
Coding region: 1-1794 (597 amino acids)
Source: RefSeq, a predicted model, not a curated record